Ustilaginoidea virens is the source of this 1212-nucleotide messenger RNA. RefSeq lists its product as uncharacterized. The coding region runs from base 1 to 1212 and encodes 403 amino acids. The record is from RefSeq and is a predicted model, not a curated record. The transcript is spliced from 3 exons. NCBI's taxonomy places the organism in Eukaryota, Fungi, Ascomycota, Sordariomycetes, Hypocreales, Clavicipitaceae. Gene Ontology annotation, biological process: actin cortical patch localization; actin filament bundle assembly. Gene Ontology annotation, cellular component: actin cortical patch. Gene Ontology annotation, molecular function: phosphatidylinositol binding; actin filament binding.
AUGGGCAUGGGCAUCAACAACCCCCUUCCGGCGUCGCUCAAGUCGGAAUGCAAAAAGUGCGGCAAGAUCUUGACGUCGUUUGUCAAUCCCCGCCAGGCCUUUGGUCCCGACAAGGUCAUCCCGCCGUCGAUCCUCUCGCAGGCCAAGGGCUUCGCCAUCCUCACCAUCCUCAAGGCCGGCUUCCUGGGGUCCGGCCGCGUCGGCAGCGGCCUGGUCGUGGCCCGGCUGCCCGACGGGUCGUGGAGCGCCCCUAGCGCCAUCGCCGCCGCGGGCGGCGGCUUCGGCGGCCAGAUCGGCCUCGAGCUCACCGACUUCGUCUUUGUCCUCAACGACGCCAACGCCGUCAAGACGUUUGCGCAGAUGGGGUCCAUCACCCUGGGCGGCAACGUCUCCCUCGCCGCGGGCCCCGUCGGCCGCAACGCAGAGGCCGCCGGCGCCGCGUCCCUGCGCAGCGUGAGCGGCAUCUUCAGCUACUCCAAGACCAAGGGCCUCUUUGCCGGCGUCUCCCUCGAGGGCAUGGCCAUCAUAGAGCGCCGCGACGCCAACGAGAAGCUCUACGGCACCAGGUACACGGCGCAGCAGCUGCUGGGCGGCGCCGUGAGCCCCCCGCCGGCUGCCGACUCCCUCAUGGUCGUCCUCAACUCCCGCGUCUUCAGCGGCAUGCGGGCCGGCCCCUCCAACGGCGACUCCAUGUACAACGACAUGCCCACGUACGACGACCGGCACGACGACGUCGUCUGGGAGGGGCGUCGUGGAGACGCCUUCGGCGAGAACGCGCAGAGGGAUCGAGCCGGCGGUUUCGUCUCGGACGAGGUCGCGAGACCCGCCCGGUCGAGUACGUGGAAGGACGACGUCUACGACCGCCAAGUUUCCAGUCCGGCCUUGCGCUCCAGCACGUUUUCGCGGGGGCCGGGGCCGGGGCCGGGGCCGGGGCCGGGAUUCGACCGCGACGCCCCUCCUGGCGAGCGCAGAGUCGGCCCGGGCAGGCCCACGGCCCCCAAGCCCAAGUUUGGCGACAAGGAGGCGUCUCUCAAGCAGAACGAGGCCAUUGCCCUGUUCAACUUUGAGCCGGACCAGCCGGGCGAUUUGGGCUUCAAAAAGGGCGACGUCAUCACCGUUCUGAAAAAGACGGAUAGUGACAAUGACUGGUGGACCGGGAUGAUUGGGACGAGACACGGCAUUUUCCCGAGCAACUAUGUGAAGAUGAAGUAG